AUGGGACAUAAAUUAAGUAAAUAUAGUAGUAACAGUAGGAAGCGUCUUUCAUAUCACUGGAGAAGAUCACUCAAUCAAAACUCAAACAGAAGUGGAUUCAGUACGGAUGAUAGUGUUUCCAGUAACAGUUCAAUUCACAGCAAUAUCACAGAGAUCAUCGAUGAUAAACAGAUAGUCGAUGCCAACUCUGUUUGUGAUACUUCACUCACUGUCACCAAUCAAAAGAAUCUAAUCAUUUUUAGAAAUUUGGAAUUAAUCAAUGCUUUAAAUUUCGAUUUAUAUGAAGACGACAAUAACAAUAACAUUGAUAAUAUCAAUAAUAAUAAUCAUAGUAGUUGUAGUGGUGGUAGUGAAAAUAGUAACAACCAAAUAAUUCAAUUGGAAAAUAAUAAUUAUAAUAAUGAAAUAUUUGAAAAUAAUUCAAUUCCAAUAGAUAAUAAUUUUAAUAAUAGUCCAGGUGUUGGUAUUAGUAGUAGUAGUAGUUUUAGAAGUAGUUAUAUUAGUAGUAGUAUCAAUAAUAUGGAUUCAGUAAAACUGGAAAUCGGUAAAAUACAAACUAUAUCUAUGGAGUUAUUAUUGAAUAUUAUGUCGUAUCUUACAGUUAAGGAAAUUUUGACACUACAGUCGGUUAGCAAGUUUUGGUAUAUGUUGAUCAAGGAUGACAUGCUGUGGAAGUAUCUGAUGAAGCGUGAUAUUCACAAUAAAUGGAAUUACCAGUUGCGUGCGCUUAUGUCAAAGUAUGAAACACAGAGCAAUGUCAACUGGAAGAAGAUCUAUUGUGAUCAAUGGCGAACCAGACUUUGUGGAAAGUGUUCCAAGACCUACAGACAGUGUCACAACCAAAAUCUAAUGUGUAAAGUUCAUACCGGUAUAAGAGAUAUCGUUGAGAAUAGAGGUGUUCCAUCAGGUGUUUAUUGGUUAUGUUGUUUAGCUAAACCAAAGAAUGCAGAAGGAUGUACAUCUUCAUCACACCAUGAAGAUCGUGAGAUUCCGAAUCUAUCAUAUUACAAUUGUUAA
Heterostelium album PN500 is the source of this 1017-nucleotide messenger RNA. Its product is annotated as F-box protein. NCBI's taxonomy places the organism in Eukaryota, Evosea, Eumycetozoa, Acytosteliales, Acytosteliaceae. The coding region runs from base 1 to 1017 and encodes 338 amino acids. Gene Ontology annotation, biological process: SCF-dependent proteasomal ubiquitin-dependent protein catabolic process; protein polyubiquitination. The transcript has 2 exons. Gene Ontology annotation, molecular function: protein binding. The record is from RefSeq and is a predicted model, not a curated record. Gene Ontology annotation, cellular component: SCF ubiquitin ligase complex.